Molecule: messenger RNA, 1248 nt
Organism: Entamoeba invadens IP1
Lineage: Eukaryota; Evosea; Mastigamoebida; Endamoebidae
Product: ornithine decarboxylase, putative
Exons: 1
Coding region: 1-1248 (415 amino acids)
Cellular component (GO): cytoplasm
Molecular function (GO): ornithine decarboxylase activity
Source: RefSeq, a predicted model, not a curated record
AUGACCAAUGUUGAGAGAGCGUCUGCGUUUGCACGAGAUAUUCUGAAACAGUAUACCCCAGAGACUCAACCACUUUCCUUUUGGAUUUUUGAUAUCAAAGGUGUGGAAGAUGCCAUCAAUAGAUGGAAAACCGCUAUGCCACAUGUGAAACCAUGUUUUGCAGUGAAGUGCUGUCCCGAGCCACAUCUAGUCAAAUUAUUAGCCGAAUUGGGGUGUGGCUUCGACUGUGCGUCCAUUGAUGAAAUCAAAGAAGUCAUCAAGUUAGGGUGCCAACCAGAUGACAUCACUUUCUCUCAAACAUUCAAACCGUACAAUCAACUUAUUGAGGCCGACUCUUUAGGCAUCUGCCACACAAUAGUCGACUCAAUUGAAGAAAUCGACAAAGUUGCGCAGUACGCCCCGAAGAUGGGCGUUAUGCUCCGAGUCAAAGAAAACGACUUAACAGCUGGUCAUGUGUUUGGCGACAAAUUUGGAGUGACUGACGACGAGAUCCCACUAUGCAUUAAAGAGAUAGCAAAAUGUGGUCUUAAGUUUGAUGGAGUCCAUUUCCACGUUGGGUCCAAUUCACACAACAAUGAAAUAUUUCGACUUGCUCUUCAAAAAGCGCGUGGAGUCGUUACAAUAGCACAGGAACACGGUCUUGAGCCUUACAUAGUUGAUAUUGGUGGUGGAUUUUCUCAACCAGCUCCUUUCGAACAGUUUGCGAGUGCCAUUGAAGACUCCAUUGCUGCAUUAGACUUCCCAAAGAACUUCAUUUUUAUCUCAGAGCCUGGACGGUAUAUGGCUUCGAAUUCCUUUCAUGUAGUUACGUCACUUCAUGGCAAAAGAGUAAGAACUGUCGAAGGGAAGAAGCGGAUAGAGUAUGUUUGUGGUGAAGGCGUACAUGGGGCGUUUGGGUGUUGUUUAUGGUUUGAGAGGGAGAUGAAGUGUUUCUGUUUAGACAAAGAUAAAGAGAACAAAGAAACAUAUGACAGUUUAAUAUAUGGUCCGUCGUGCAAUGGAAGUGAUUAUGUUGCCACUGGGCACUUCCCAGAGAUGACACCUGGCAAAGAUUGGCUAUUCUUCCCCAACUCUGGGGCUUAUACAAUAUCAAUGGCUUCAAAUUUCAAUGGGUUUGAAUCCCGGUUUAGCAAAAUAUAUACGCUGCCCUCAGACGACAGAAAAUCUGUAAAAAUACCAGAAGACUUAGAGAAGUAUUCUGUGCCUGCUCUUAGUGGAAGACCGGGCGAAUGGGGUGUUGACAAUUGA